Molecule: messenger RNA, 525 nt
Organism: Penicillium taxi
Lineage: Eukaryota; Fungi; Ascomycota; Eurotiomycetes; Eurotiales; Aspergillaceae
Exons: 2
Coding region: 1-525 (174 amino acids)
Source: RefSeq, a predicted model, not a curated record
AUGUCCUCUCUGGAUGCCAAUACUGAGGAUCACAUUUUUCAUACCCUCCUAGGUCCUUCAGUUAUCCUCAAAGCAAGAGAAUCAGUUUUGCUCCUGAGUACAAGCGCAGUCAAAUAUCUCCAGUUGUCUGACUAUACCGUUGCACUUGAAGGAGAUAGUACUCUUGUGGAGCAGGGUCGCUUUCACCAUCUUAUUGCAAAUCGCCAAUAUGUCUUUGGACUUAGACUUGGGGAUAACGUCUACGGAUUGUCUAAUCCAACACUAGUUGCACAUUCCAAAUUCAAGACCGAGAUUCAGAUUCAAACAAAGUCACUUGCAGAUAAUACUGAAAGAAAGGAUGCUUCCUUGGCUGAGCCCCAAGACAAUUCAUCUUCGUAUACUACUGCCGAGAUAUGUCCGGAUUCCAUCUACACGCCGAGCUUCCUCUCUCCUGAAACUGGCACCAUUACCAACUUCCUUUCCCAGGACACUAUACUCAUUGAUGGGCAGCUUCCAAUACAUCCUUACAGAACUGGAUUGCUGUAG